AUGGGAUGGUGGAGAAGGGGGGAGCUUGGCACUUACAUCCUUGGCAUCUUUAGCGUUCGGCGAGGCCGUAGAAAGGAGCCCCAUGGUGACCGUUGCUGAAGAAAAUAAUCCCCUUCAACAAUCACACAGCACCAUAGCAACCAGGACGUCAGCAUGAGACAGCUGCAGGUUACCAUCCUAAUUUCUGUCUUUCCCCAGGAUCUGAAGCAUUUGAGGUGAGAUGGCAAUGUGUGUGCCAUGAGCAGUGAGAACCCUGGACAAAAACAACAGCAGAAAUAUUCCUCAGCAGAGCGACUGCAAAGGAAAAAAAUGUACAAUAUAUUGUACUUCUGUAUGAAAACCUAAACUGAAUUAAUACCCAAAUGUAGGACAUUUCAAAGUAACUGUGAAUGUGCUUCUGAAUACCACUAUCAUGAAUGUUAUAUCAUCCAGAUCUCCUAACGGAAAACUCACCUCAUCUCUGGAUUAUGAUUAGAAGCAGCUCUUUAAAGGAAAGACUUGAAUAUGUUGCUUGCUCAUGACAUGGAUAACAGUGCUGCGCCUUUCCUCACUCCUACCUCAGGACUGCUCCUACAAGAACACCAUCAUGUAGAAGUAUUGAAUCCUCUGACAAGCAAUGAGAUGAAGGAACCUGGGCUUGGGAAAAACAUCACAGCCUUACCUUUUGGAUUGAUGCCAGGAGAAAUUGUAGCCACCAGCCUGCUGUUUGGGCCUUUGUGGUUGCUCUCUGUCUUUGGAAACUCUCUGGUUUGCUUGGUGAUCCACCGGAGCAGAAGGGCCCAAUCUACUACCAAUUACUUUGUGGUAUCCAUGGCCUGUGCAGAUUUACUCAUCAGUGUAGGGAGCAUGCCCUUUGUGCUCCUUCAGUUGGCUUCUGGGAGAUGGAUGCUUGGGAACAUGAUGUGCAAGCUAGUCAGAUAUUUUCAGUAUCUCACACCUGGUGUUCAGAUUUAUGUGUUGCUUUCCAUCUGUGUGGACAGAUUCUACACUAUAGUCUACCCACUGAGCUUCAAAGUGUCUCGGGAAAAAGCCAAGAAAAUGAUUACAGCAUCCUGGAUUUUCAAUGCAGCACUGGUAUCUCCGGCGUUCUUUUUUUUCAGGUCAGGCUGGGACAAUCAUUGUAAUUUUUUCCCUCCACAUGCCUGGGAAGGGACUGUUUACAGUGUCAUCCACUUAUCAGUGGCUUUUCUGAUCCCGUCAGUUCUUAUCAUUCUCUUUUAUCAAAAGGUCAUCAAAUAUAUUUGGAGGAUAGGAACAGAUGGUAGAACAGUUCGAAGAACAAUGAAUAUUGUUCCAAGGACAAAGGUGAAAACAAUCAAGAUGUUUCUCAUGUUAAAUCUAAUUUUUCUGCUGUCAUGGCUCCCAUUUUAUGUGGUCCAACUUUGGCAUCCACUUGAGACAAACGACAGAAAGAGCUCCUUGGUUUUUGUGUCAGUCACAUGUCUGUCCUUUAGUUCCUCUGCCUCAAAGCCUACCUUGUACUCCGUGUAUAAUGCCAACUUCAGGAGAGGGAUGAAGGAGAUCUUCUGCAUGUCCUCCAUGAAAUGCUACCGAAGCAAUGCCUAUACCAUCACCACCAGUUCAAAGAUAGCUAAAAAAAAUUACAUUGGGAUCGCAGAACUACCUGCACCAGCCAAGACUCUUUCCAAAGACACUAUAUAUAAGUCAUUUGAUAGAGAAGCAAAAGAGAAAAAACUAGCCUGGCCAAUUAAUUCAAACCCCCCAAAUACGUUUGUCUGAUCAAUUAGUUCUAGUUUCAACCACUGUUGUGUAUAAUCAGAUCAAGAGACUUCAUCCAUGACUCUGAACAAAUGAAUAGGUCAGGGGAGAUGCAUGCAAUUUAGCAGGGACAAUAAAUGUUUUAUUUUAUUAAAUGCAUUGAUUUUAUUGUAUACUAGAUUUUUCCCCCCCAUUUAAAUCACAGCCUGCGUUAGAACUAUUGUCCUAGCAGGCAUGGACAACCACAUCAAACUUUUGUGCUCUCUGUAUUUAAGUUCAUUUUGUAAAAACUGAAGAAUAUCUAUAAAUCAGGCAAUUAUGUAAAAAGGGAAAAGAGCAGAUCCGUCAAGAGCAAUGCUGCAGAACAAUUGUUUAUGCCAAGUUGGAAAAGUGAACAGACACACUCCAACGAUUUCUAUUUACCAAAGGUAAAUUCUUCUUUCCAGGGUCAGCUUGGUAAAACACUGCCCCACCUUUGCCCUGUUAUGGCAUCAGGGGAAUCUGCUAAAGAAAUGCCUUUUAAUGUUUUGGUGGUGUACACACACAUGUAUUGGAGCAAUCUGAAUGUCAGCCUCCUUCCCUGGAUCUUCUGAAGCUGAAGAUCUAAGGGCAAGUUGAUACCUCUUGACUUUAACACACAUAGUUGUGAAAUGCCAAUGCCCUGCUUCCCAUUCCUAUAAUUGCCUUUGUUGACAAUAAAUGCUGCUGACUACAUUUGACGUUCAGCUCCUCUUUCAGUAAAACCAGAUCUCCUGUUAAGGCAAACAUCCCACUGAAUAUUCUUAGCACAGCCUUGUGAUCAGCUUAUUAACAUGGCCCAAUUCAGGACCGCAAAGGCAUGUUGCAGACGGCUUGUGGGCAAGAACCUUGCAAUUGGAGGCAGGCAGAUUUAUGAUUUUGGACUGCUGAGGGAAUUUUAAGAAUCAUAACCCCCCAAAACACCAAGUCCCCACACUUCAACUUGCAAUAUACUGGAGGAAAGCCAUGUCGUCCUUGUAUACAAUCCCAAAGCAAGUGGAGAAGGAAGGGGUGUGUGUGAUACAUCUAUUAGACCACCACCCCCCAAAAAAUGCAAAAAACCCCAGUAGUUUUCAUUCCAUACACCUGCAAGCAUGAGGGCCAACUGAGGUCACCUUCUUCCUCCAACCGCUAGGUCAUGUUCUUAAUUUGGUUGUUAUUAGCUUACCUAGUGGGUAAACUGUAUUUUUUCCUGACUUCUCUGAUAGGUUUGCUACGUUUUGAUGUUGCCGAAGAGAAGGAACUUUUGUUUCAACGUAAGGCAAAGAGGGUGGGGAAUGCAGAGUGGCUGGCAGUCUUAUUUCUAACAAUUAAUUUAAGCCCAGCACUCCUGGCUUAAUGUUGCAGCCUUCCCUUUUGAAUCUGGCAUAGACUUCUACCCAUGAUUUUUCGAAAAUCUUUAAUUUUUACUGCACCAUCCACAGACAAGAUGGAUGAAGGCCUGUAUGGUCCAAAAGCUAGCAUUUGUUUGUGGUUUCAUUGGUGCUCUAAUAGAUGUAUCACACUCACACCUUUGCCUUUGACUUUUCCACUUGCAAUAUGUUGUCAUUAACUACCCUUAGUGUGCAUGUAAAAAUCACAAAUAUGCCAGGAUAUCUAAUUUAAUCUUUGAAGUGUGGAAGGGUAUGAAAAACCUUUCAUCAGUUUGCCAUUUUACUACUGUUGUACACAUCCAAAACACAGUUCUCUUUAUUUUCCUCGUCUACUUUCUGUAAUGCAUCACAACAUGUUAUAUUUGCUUAUUUCUAGAGAAAUAUUUAUGAAGAAGCUAAAUGGCUUUUGUUAUUAUAGAUGGGUAAAGGGAGGUCCCAUCUAUUUCAGGAAACCCCUAGGUGGACACAAAAUGUCUCUCUGCAUCUUCCAUCGCCACUGGAUCUCUUUUGUAGACAACUGGGACAUUGUCAGAGUGAAAUAUAGUUUUGCACCCACUACAACAGUGCACCUUGCUAUUGAUUCCAUCUUCUGAGUAUCAGUUGUAAUAAUUCAUUUACAUGGAAGAAGGUUAAGGGAUAUAUUUAGAGGCACAGGCUGGCAGCAGAGUCGUCGUUCAAGUUGGUCAAUAUAAGUGGGCAUAUCUGCAGUACAGAUUCUAUUGAGUUAGCUUGCCAUUUCCCCUCCUUGGGGGGCUCGGAGGACUGUUCUUCUGUGGCAA
Pogona vitticeps (central bearded dragon) is the source of this 3889-nucleotide messenger RNA. The record is from RefSeq and is a predicted model, not a curated record. NCBI's taxonomy places the organism in Eukaryota, Metazoa, Chordata, Lepidosauria, Squamata, Agamidae.